AUGAGCUUAAAUCAAGAUAAGGUACACACCCCGACAGACUGCGGUCUGGAAGGUGGGGACUCGGAUUUUGAGGCCUCGCCGCUUGAUGAGUUCAUGAGAACUCGGACGGAGCUGAGCGGCCCGUCGACUGAAUGUCAUCCUGGGUGGAACGCUGCCCCCGCUUCGGCAGAGGACACCGUGUCGCCCCCGGUAACCGACGACGGCUCAGGCCGUCUUACGUAUUGGAAAAGGAAAAGACGAAGGAAAGCGGGGACCACUCGGACCCCGGACGAAAUAGGUAGGAGAGAAGUUCGGACAGCAGAGUACGAAACUAGCCUCGGAGCACAAGCUCAUAAUGAGACAAGCUCUCGCCAAGGAACGGCAGUGUCGCACGGCAGAACGGCCGAUACCGACUCCUGCAGACUUGAAAUAACCGACGAUGAGUCUCAGACGACAAUUUAA
This is a messenger RNA of Macrosiphum euphorbiae (potato aphid), 441 nucleotides long. Lineage: Eukaryota; Metazoa; Arthropoda; Insecta; Hemiptera; Aphididae. The record is from the annotation of a GenBank genome assembly.